Molecule: messenger RNA, 762 nt
Organism: Zea mays
Lineage: Eukaryota; Viridiplantae; Streptophyta; Magnoliopsida; Poales; Poaceae
Exons: 2
Coding region: 147-605 (152 amino acids)
Source: RefSeq, marked validated
AUCUGCGUAUAAAGUAUAUACUAGCCAGUCUCUCGUCAGCAGAACGCAACAAGGAUCGGAGCAUCAGCAUCGCGACCUGUCUCUGCCGUGAACUUGCCUACCUGCUAAGUGCCAAGGCCAGCAACACAAGGCAGCGAGCGACGGACAUGGACGAGAAGCACGCACCAUCGCCGUCGCCGUCGCCGUCACCCGUCCAGAGGAGCCUCUCCGCCGUCACCUACUGCUGCGGCGCGUGCGGGUACGACCUGCGCCUGCGGUCGUCCGACCGCAACACGGCGGGGAUCGUGGGCGCCGGCGGCGCGGCGUACGGACGCGCGGCCCGGCGCGGGGUCGUGGCGUUCGACGCCAUCGACGACGCGCGGUUCGGGCACGCCGACGAGUUCCGCUGCGUCGACCUGCGCGCGCGUCGCCUCUUCGUGCGCCGCACCCGCCUGCUCUGCCGCAAGUGCGGCGCCGGCCUCGGCUUCGGCUACGACGACCGCGGUCAGGACGGCGCCAGGCCCCCGCGCUACGACAUCAAGAUCCGCGCGCUCCAGCCCCUGGCAGCAGACGACGACCACCACCACCACGGCGACGCGGCCGCACCGCCGACGUCGGAUGCAUGAUCCUUCCUUCUUCCGUUCCGUCCUCGGUGGGCGUGUGCUUGCUUCCCUGACACGUUAGCUGCUGGAUUUUUUUUUUCUCUGUCUGUCUGUCUGUCUGCAAGAAAGUCACUCGCUUGCAUCUCAAGAAAUGUACAAACUGAAGGGUGUCACUUUCUUC